This is a messenger RNA of Pseudogymnoascus verrucosus, 1179 nucleotides long. RefSeq lists its product as uncharacterized. Gene Ontology annotation, cellular component: membrane. The coding region runs from base 1 to 1179 and encodes 392 amino acids. The record is from RefSeq and is a predicted model, not a curated record. The transcript has 4 exons. Gene Ontology annotation, molecular function: ABC-type transporter activity; ATP hydrolysis activity; ATP binding. NCBI's taxonomy places the organism in Eukaryota, Fungi, Ascomycota, Leotiomycetes, Thelebolales, Thelebolaceae.
AUGGAUAUCGAGCAGCGUCCAGUUGCUGAGAAACACUUUCUCAAUACCACUGUACACAAAAUCUCGUGGAGCGGAUUGACUGUCGCCAUCAAGGAUCGCAGGACCGGACAAACCAGAAAUAUUCUUGAUAAUGUAGAAGGUCUUGUAAAUUCUGGUGAUUGCUGCGCCGUCAUGGGGCCAUCGGGUUGUGGCAAGACAACGCUCUUGAAUGCUCUUGCUAGGCGACCUAUUAAUGCUACUGUUGACGGCCGAGUCUGUAUCAACAGUACACAACUACCAGAUGCUGCGUUCCGUCAUGUCACGUCAUUUGUGGAGGACCAUGAUACCUUUAUUGGGUCAUUGACUGUUCGUGAAACACUGCAAUUCGCCUCAAAGCUGGCAGGCAUAACAUCUUUCAGACAUGAAUCUCAAGCCCGCAUCGAUACACUUCUCAAAUCCUUUGGUCUUGUUGACCAAGCCAGUGCGCUUGUUGAGAAGGGGAUUUCAAAAGGCCAGAAGCGACGGCUGGCAGUUGCUGAACGGCUCGUCACUGGUCCAAAGAUUCUUUUCCUCGAUGAGCCCACCAGCGGGCUCGACUCAGUGCCAGUUUUCACAUUAUCAGCUACCUACGCGACCUUGCAAAGCGCAACAAUCUCAUCAUUAUCUUUGCUACUACUAUCGGCGGGGAAAACACAGUACUUUGGCGCUAGGAGCGCUGUGAUUGACUACUGCGAGGGCAUCGGUGUAACAAUCCCUCAACGAGUCAAUCCUGCAGAUUUUCUGCUUGAGUUAGUCAAUAUUGACUUUUCACAAGACAUAACCGCAGCUUCUCAACGCAUUGCGGACCUGCAGUCUCUCUGGCAAGCAUCUAACAGCGCUCAGCUUCUUUGCGAGUCAAUACUGGCUACUGAUCGUUCGUCCGAGGGUUUGAGCAUCCAAGCCGACGACAAGCCCGGUAUAGGCGGCCAGCUGAUGACCUUGUUGCAGCGAAGCUUUCUCAAGGCAUACCGCGAUAUCAUGGCAUACACGUUUCGGCUCGUCAUGUAUAUGGGCUUGGCUAUCCUGAUGGGAACACUCUGGCUGCAGUUGGACCGCAACCAAGACUCCAUCCAGCUUCUGAUUAACGCGCUCCUUGUUAGCUGCGGAUUCAUGGCGUUCAUGGCAGUGACAUACGUCCCCGCUUUCAUUGAAGACCACUAA